AUGUUGGCCAUCUUCCUUCUGACGAUCCUCGUCGCCGGCGCGCGGGCAGCCCUGAAAUUCAAGGGCGUCGACUGGUCCUCUCUGCUCGUCGAGGAAGCAGCGGGCUAUACAUACAAGACAAAAGGCGGCAAGACGGAGCCACUGGAAAAUAUUCUGGUCGCCAGUGGAGUUAACACGGUUCGACAGCGCAUCUGGGUCAACCCUUCGGAUGGAAAUUAUAAUCUCGAUUAUAACCUCAAACUUGCCCGGCGUGCGCAGGCCGCUGGUCUGGAAAUCUACCUCGAUCUCCAUUUCAGCGACAAGUGGGCUGAUCCCCUCAACCAGGAAAUUCCGUCCGGGUGGCCAACAUCAAUCGAAGAUCUCAGCUGGCGUUUGUACAACUACACUCAGGAUGUUUCGAAUGCCUUUGCGGAGGCCGGCAUCUCACCUUCUAUCAUCUCGAUCGGGAAUGAAAUCACGGCCGGCCUUCUCUUCCCCACCGGCUCAAUAUCCUCGUUCUACAACAUCGCCACCCUCCUCCACUCGGCAUCAUCCGGAAUCAAGUACUCCAAUCUGGCUACCCAGCCUCAGAUCAUGAUCCAUCUGGAUAACGGCUGGAAUUGGGAGACCCAGAAGUGGUGGUACACGAGCGUUCUCGACGCUGGACCUCUCGCAAGCGGCGACUUCGACGUGAUGGGUGUAUCCUACUACCCGUUUUACGGCGAGUCCGCCACCCUGGCAGCCCUCAAAAAGAGUCUGCACAACAUGGCCUCGACCUGGGGUAAGUCGAUCAUGGUUGUGGAGACCAACUGGCCAUUCGCGUGCCCCUCGCCCAAAUUCCCGUUCCCACCUGACGUCGACGCGAUCCCGAGAAGCGUGGCUGGCCAGAAGACUUGGAUGAAGGACGUGGCAGCUAUCGUCGCGGGCGUGAGUGGAGGAAGCGGUAUCUUCUACUGGGAACCUGCAUGGAUUCGGAACGGCGGUCUGGGAAGCAGUUGCUGGGACAAUCUGCUGGUCGAACAGACAGGUGAGGUGAGGUCAAGCCUGGGGGUCUUUGCGAAAAUUUGA
Messenger RNA from Drepanopeziza brunnea f. sp. 'multigermtubi' MB_m1, 1047 nucleotides. RefSeq lists its product as uncharacterized. The record is from RefSeq and is a predicted model, not a curated record. NCBI's taxonomy places the organism in Eukaryota, Fungi, Ascomycota, Leotiomycetes, Helotiales, Drepanopezizaceae. Gene Ontology annotation, molecular function: glucosidase activity. Gene Ontology annotation, biological process: pectin catabolic process.